Neogale vison (American mink) is the source of this 912-nucleotide messenger RNA. It is a transcript of the gene CENPS, whose product is annotated as centromere protein S. Gene Ontology annotation, biological process: resolution of meiotic recombination intermediates; replication fork processing. Gene Ontology annotation, molecular function: protein heterodimerization activity; chromatin binding. Bases 1 to 795 code for a protein of 264 amino acids. The transcript has 6 exons. Gene Ontology annotation, cellular component: Fanconi anaemia nuclear complex; FANCM-MHF complex. NCBI's taxonomy places the organism in Eukaryota, Metazoa, Chordata, Mammalia, Carnivora, Mustelidae. The record is from RefSeq and is a predicted model, not a curated record.
AUGCUGGCUGCUGACUGGGACCUCAGCGAGGCUGAGGAAGGGAAGGGUGCCGCCCGGCGACGCUGUCCCUGCACACACGCGUUCUUUCCGACGGCUCGACUAAGCCGCCAGCCAGGGGCCGAGCCGCGGCGAGCUGGUGGGGGGGGCCAGCGCGGCCGGGAGAAGGCUUUGCGCCGCCGGGCCCCGCCCCCGGACCGCGAAGGAACGUUCCCGGAACGCCCGCUAGAGGGCGCGUGCGGCGCGACGACCUGGAGCUUCGCGCUUUGUCCCCCCGCGCGGCCCGUCGUCCGGCGCCGCGGCGGGAAAUACAACGCGCUCCUCCCGGCCACCGCCUCCUUCUGCUCUCGCGCGCCUGCUGGGGUCUGCCCUGCUGUGAUGGAGGAGGAGGAAGACGGAGCGGCCGAGGAGCAGCGGCGAUUCUCCUACCAACAGAGGCUGAAAGCAGCCGUCCACUACACUGUUGGUUGUCUCUGCGAGGAGGUCGCAUCAGACAGAGAGAUGCCUUUCAGCAAACAAACCAUCGCAGCGAUCUCGGAGUUGACCUUCCGCCAGUGCGAAACUUUUGCCAAAGACCUUGAAAUGUUCGCAAGACACGCGAAAAGAAGCACAAUUAACACCGAAGAUGUGAAGCUCUUAGCCAGGAGGAGUAAUUCACUGCUAAAAUACAUCACAGAGAAAAACGAAGAGCUCACUCAGUUUAACACAGAACAAAAAACAAAGAAGAAGAAGAAGCUAGAGGAUGACAACACAAAAUCAGUGGCUGCGGCCGCGGCUGCCGGCAAGGACGAUUCUUGACCCUGUGGCCACCGGCAGACGCGGCCGCCAGCAGGGGGUGCAGCAGGGAGCAGCGCUGCCACAAAGGGAUUUUCGAAGGGAUCGGUAGAGAUUAAAAUAAAAGGCUAAGAGGCUUGC